Molecule: messenger RNA, 267 nt
Organism: Pleurotus ostreatus (oyster mushroom)
Lineage: Eukaryota; Fungi; Basidiomycota; Agaricomycetes; Agaricales; Pleurotaceae
Source: the annotation of a RefSeq genome assembly
AUGAAUCUUUCAUUAUUUUUAUUUUUAAUUGGUAUCUUAGGGUUUAUAUUAAAUAGAAAAAAUAUAAUUCUAAUGAUAAUAGCCAUAGAAAUAAUGUUACUAGCAGUAACUUUAUUAGUAUUAAUAUCAUCUUAUAGUUUUGAUGAUAAUGUAGGACAAACCUUUAGUAUAUAUAUUAUUUCUAUUGCAGGAGCAGAAUCUGUUAUAGGUUUAAGUAUUCUUGUUGCUUAUUAUAGAUUAAGAGGAACUAUUUCUUUAAGAACAUAA